GGCGUGCAGCCAAGAUGGGCAACGCGGGGAGCAUGGAUUCGCAGCAGACCGAUUUCAGGGCGCACAGCGUGCCUUUGAAGCUGCCGAUGCCCGAGCCAGGUGAACUGGAGGAGCGAUUUGCCAUCGUGCUGAACGCCAUGAACCUACCCCCUGACAAAGCCAGGUUACUGCGGCAGUAUGACAACGAGAAAAAGUGGGAGCUGAUUUGUGAUCAGGAACGAUUCCAGGUGAAGAAUCCUCCCCAUACAUACAUUCAAAAGCUCAAAGGCUAUCUGGAUCCAGCUGUAACCAGGAAGAAAUUCAGACGGCGUGUUCAAGAAUCCACACAAGUGCUAAGAGAAUUGGAAAUUUCUUUGAGAACCAACCAUAUUGGAUGGGUCAGAGAGUUUCUGAAUGAAGAAAACAAAGGUCUUGAUGUUCUAGUGGAAUAUCUGUCGUUUGCUCAGUACGCGGUCACUUUUGACUUUGAGAGUGUGGAAAGCACUGUGGAGAGCUCAGUGGACAAGUCUAAGCCCUGGAGUAGGUCCAUUGAGGACCUGCACAGAGGGAGCAACCUGCCCUCCCCCGUGGGCAACAGUGUGUCCCGCUCGGGAAGACAUUCUGCACUGCGAUAUAAUACUUUGCCAAGCAGAAGAACCCUGAAAAAUUCAAGAUUAGUGAGUAAGAAAGAUGACGUACAUGUCUGUAUCAUGUGUUUACGUGCCAUCAUGAAUUAUCAGUAUGGCUUCAACAUGGUCAUGUCUCAUCCACAUGCUGUCAAUGAGAUUGCAUUAAGCUUGAACAACAAGAAUCCCAGAACAAAAGCUCUUGUCUUAGAACUGUUGGCAGCAGUUUGUCUUGUCAGAGGCGGGCAUGAAAUUAUUUUAUCAGCAUUUGACAACUUUAAGGAGGUUUGCGUCGAAAAACAGCGCUUUGAGAAGUUGAUGGAACAUUUCAGGAAUGAAGACAAUAACAUAGAUUUUAUGGUGGCCUCUAUGCAGUUUAUUAAUAUUGUAGUCCAUUCAGUAGAAGACAUGAAUUUCAGAGUUCACCUCCAAUAUGAAUUUACCAAGUUAGGCCUGGAUGAAUACCUGGACAAGCUGAAACACACUGAGAGUGACAAGCUGCAGGUCCAGAUUCAGGCUUACCUGGACAAUGUGUUUGAUGUGGGAGCUCUGCUGGAAGAUGCUGAAACCAAGAAUGCAGCCUUGGAGAGGGUGGAGGAACUGGAAGAAAACAUCUCGCAUUUGUCUGAAAAACUGCAAGACACAGAAAAUGAAGCCAUGUCCAAGAUUGUGGAACUGGAAAAGCAGCUCAUGCAGAGGAACAAGGAGCUGGAUGUUGUUCGAGAAAUCUACAAAGAUGCAAAUACCCAGGUUCACACCUUAAGGAAGAUGGUCAAAGAAAAAGAAGAAGCCAUUCAAAGACAGUCUACCCUGGAAAAAAAGAUUCAGGAACUGGAGAAACAAGGGACCAUUAAAAUUCAGAAGAAAGGGGAUGGAGACAUCGCUAUACUGCCAGUUGUGGCUUCUGGUACACUGUCCACGGGGUUAGACGUGGCAGUGGGUAACUUUGUGGGACCAAUAGCGGGGGCCGCCUCCACAGGACUCUUGCCCCCACCUGCCCCACCACGACCUCCGUUGUCAGAUGCCCCUGAAGCAGAUACUUUAGGUGCACAUGACAGAUUGCAGGAAAAACCGUUCCUCUAUUUUCAAAGUGAAUUUGUUUCUUUUCUUCCCCCACCUCUUCCGGGUCCUGCAGCUGAGACUGCGCCAGCUCCUCCUCUACCGCCUCCCCCUCCUCCCUCUGCACCCCCGCUGCCCGGGACGUCUUCGCCCACAGUGGUUUUCAACUCAGGAUUAGCAGCUGUGAAAAUUAAGAAGCCAAUCAAGACGAAAUUCAGAAUGCCAGUUUUUAACUGGGUUGCCCUGAAGCCAAAUCAGAUCAAUGGCACAGUCUUCAACGAAAUUGAUGACGAGCGGAUUCUGGAGGAUUUAAAUGUGGAUGAAUUCGAGGAAAUAUUUAAGACAAAAGCCCAAGGUCCUGCCAUUGAUCUUUCUUCAAGCAAACAGAAAAUAACACAGAAGGGAUCAAACAAAGUGACGUUACUGGAAGCAAAUAGGGCCAAAAAUCUUGCCAUAACUUUAAGGAAAGCUGGGAAGACCGCCGAUGAGAUAUGUAAAGCUAUUCAUGUAUUUGACUUGAAGACAUUGCCUGUAGAUUUUGUAGAAUGUUUGAUGAGGUUCUUGCCAACUGAGAAUGAAGUGAAAGUGCUUCGGCUCUAUGAGCGGGAAAGGAAGCCUCUGGAGAACUUGUCUGAUGAAGACCGGUUCAUGAUGCAGUUCAGUAAAAUUGAGAGGCUCAUGCAGAAGAUGACCAUCAUGGCCUUCAUUGGGAACUUUGCUGAAAGCAUUCAGAUGCUGACUCCUCAACUGCACUCAAUUAUAGCAGCAUCUGUCUCUAUAAAAUCAUCGCAAAAACUCAAGAAAAUUCUGGAGAUCAUCUUGGCCCUUGGAAACUAUAUGAAUAGCAGUAAACGUGGAGCAGUUUAUGGAUUUAAACUUCAGAGUUUAGAUCUGCUCUUAGACACAAAGUCAACAGACCGAAAGCAGACACUGUUGCACUAUAUAUCAAAUGUCGUAAAGGAAAAAUAUCACCAAGUGUCCCUGUUUUAUAAUGAGCUUCAUUAUGUGGAGAAGGCUGCUGCAGUCUCCCUUGAGAAUGUUUUACUGGACGUCAAGGAGCUCCAGAGGGGCAUGGAUUUGACCAAGAGGGAGUAUACGAUGCAUGACCACAACAUGCUGCUGAAGGAGUUCAUCCUCAGCAAUGAGGGGAGGCUGAGGAAGCUGCAGGAUGACGCCAAGAUCGCACAGGACGCCUUUGAUGAUGUAGUGAAAUAUUUUGGAGAAAACCCCAAGACGACACCACCCUCUGUCUUCUUUCCCGUCUUUGUCCGGUUUGUGAAAGCUUAUAAGCAAGCAGAAGAGGAAAACGAGCUGAGGAAGAAGCAGGAACAAGCGCUCAUGGAAAAACUCCUGGAGCAGGAAGCUCUGAUGGAGCAGCAGGAUCCAAAGUCUCCUUCCCACAAAUCAAAGAGGCAGCAGCAAGAGUUAAUUGCGGAAUUAAGAAGGCGACAAGUUAAAGAUAACAGACAUGUAUAUGAAGGAAAAGAUGGUGCCAUUGAAGAUAUUAUCACAGAUCUUAGAAACCAACCAUACAGACGAGCCGAUGCGGUGAGGAGAAGUGUCAGGCGGCGCUUUGAUGAUCAGAACUUGCGUUCUGUUAAUGGUGCCGAAAUAACCAUGUGAACCUGAGACCUGCCUGUAUCAGUAGAGGGUGUGCGUGAAUGAAACUGUCCACAUGAACUUAAUGUGCUACCAUUUAACUGCAGCCUUGAACAUAGAUAAAAUAUUCUAAGGGCUCAGAUUUAGCAAACACAUAGGAAUUUAAAAAUGAUGGGCUUUCCUUUCAGCCUUUGUUAACAAGUGCCUAAAAGUGGAAGUAUCUGCUCAGAUUAAUCAAAGCAAUAGGAUUUGAUUUGAUUAGGUAUCUUUUUACACCAGUAUGUUAUUCAAUUUUUUAACCAAAAUGUAAAUUUCAUAUUAAAUUCAUUACCUGCCAUUGUGAUUGUCCCAUGAUGGCCCACCCUGGUUUCCUGAUAAAUUGUAAAUAACAUGGAUGCAUCUGCUGUGGGCGUCCUUUGCUGAGAUGUCUUUUAAGCAAUUAAUUUUGUUUCAGCCAUACCCAUCAACUUUGUAUUUUUAAGGGCUUGCAACAUGGAAGAAGGGAAAAAGUCACAUGAUAAACUCCUUCUGCCCAUAACUAAGCCCUGGCAAAGUACAAACAGGAUGCAAUUGCAGUGGCACAGCAGAAGUCAACUCUUUGUCUCGUUUCACAUUCUACCACUUCUGUGCUAGGGUACAAUGCCCUGAGAGACAUUCACCAGUUUGAAUGCAAGGAUAUGAGGGCAUACACGUGUUGUUGUAAGACUUAUUUGCAGUACUGUGUUCUUCGGCUAGAGGCAGCUUUUAAAAGAUAAUGCAAAUGUAUUUAUUAAUUAGCACUAAAAUUAACAUCUCAGUAAUCAGUAUUAGGAUUUCUGAGGACCAUUAUGGGUCAAUCCUGAGAAUAUAAAUCGGUGCCUUGCUAGCCAGGGAGAAGUUCACUAGCUCUAUCAAGAAGCAUUCAAGAUUACUUCUGCUAGCAUAGUGUUAGUAACCUGGCCUUAUUCUCCUCUGACAAUCGCAGGGUUUGUUUUGUUUUGCUCCUUCCUUUUGUAAAUUGAGGAAGAUAUAUUUGGCAUCAUAUAUCAAAGCUAAGAAGUUCUUCUAUUUCUUCAGAUUACUUUAUGGGGAAUUGCAAUUAAAUUGCUGAAAUAUUCACAUUGGGAUUAAGUUUAAAUGAUAUGUAAUGGGACUAAACAGCCAGUUAAGCCACCGUUGUUUUUCCUUCCUCUCUGGCAGGGCACUUGAUCCAUUCCAAAGUCAAAAACUGGACGGAAGCUAAUUUGUACUUUUCAUAAUAUACAUUCUGCUUCUGGCUUACCUUCUUGGUACAUUACAUCAAUAUAUUAAUUGUAAAGUUUACUGUAUAGUAUUUAACCACUGAAUUUAUUUUAUGUUGUGCUUAUGUGAACUCCAUGGUGAAGGUCCCAUUUUCCUUGGAUAAUGUGUAGUUAUAUGAUCUCUUUUUAAAUGUACAGAUAUUUUGCUAUAAAAUUGGUGCAGUUUUUUAUGGUUUUUACACUUCUCUUUAAUUCCCACCUAAGCCUCUGGGUAAUACUGUAAAUAUUGUUUAAAAAUGCAUCAGCCUAUGCUAUACAAUCUGAAUGUUAUUUUAACUUAUAGUUUUUUUUUAAUAUAUAUAUUUAACUACAAGGACAGUUUAGGGAUCAGUUACCACAUUUCACUUUAGCAUACCUAUUUACAGAAAGAUUACUUUUAAACUGCUACCUGCUAGCACAUUUUCAUAAAUGUGUACUUGAAAAAGAACAUGCCAAGAUUUUCUUUCUGUUGACUCAACAUUCAUUUUUGGCGAAAAAAGCAAUUUGACCAUGAGAUAUAAAACAAGCAGCUGUUGUGCUGAGGAGCAUAUGUUAAAAUAAUUGCCUAUUUAUUAAUUUACAAAUAGACAGUAAUGUUGGCAUGUUCUUUUCUGUAUGUCUAUUAAUGGGCCUGCUUCUUAGCAAUGUUAGAAAUGUUUUAUAAAAGCAGUUCAUGUUACUUUUCUGGUCUUUUCAUGGCAUAUGAGCAAAUAAACUAUUUACACUACUA
Messenger RNA from Ceratotherium simum simum (southern white rhinoceros), 5252 nucleotides. The record is from RefSeq and is a predicted model, not a curated record. Lineage: Eukaryota; Metazoa; Chordata; Mammalia; Perissodactyla; Rhinocerotidae.